AACAAAUGACAUAUGUUGACACUUACGUCAAUACAGUUAAUUUUGGUUUUUUGAGGUGUUUGUGUGUUUACCAAUUACGUGCUGGUGGAAAAGCGUAAAAUGUGUUUCGUUGACAUGAAUUGAAAACCCACGUUGCAUUCUUUAGGUGACGAUUCUCCCAUUUGGCUUUCGAUCCGAGUGCAAGAAAAGAAGCGAAGAUAGACUCCGUGUGGGGUUGGGCGUCUCCGCCCUUGCGCCUCCAACUGGCCUCCCACAUUCGGGGCACCUGCAGAAUGGGGGAGAUGGCAGUUGGAGAUCGCCCACCGUCUCCGGCGAGGCUCUCCCACACCUCAGAUAAACACCCAAAGAACACACUAACGGAACUAAACCUACUGAGAAGACAUCGGGAGCUAUGCGAUGUCGUCUUGAACGUCGGCACGAGGAAGAUCUUCGCACAUCGGGUCAUCCUGAGCGCUUGCAGCCCCUAUUUUCGCGCUAUGUUCACAGGGGAGUUGGCAGAGUCGCGACAAACCGAAGUCACGAUACGUGACAUUGAUGAAAUCGCCAUGGAUCUACUAAUCGACUUCUGCUAUACCUCUCAUAUCAUUGUCGAAGAGUCAAACGUGCAAAUGCUGCUGCCAGCAGCGUGUCUUUUACAACUGACUGAAAUUCAGGAUAUUUGUUGCGAGUUUUUAAAGCGUCAAUUAGAUCCGUCAAACUGUCUUGGGAUUAGAGCCUUCGCUGACACGCAUUCGUGUCGAGAACUGCUGAGAAUCGCCGAUAAGUUCACCCAGCAUAAUUUUCAAGAGGUCAUGGAAAGUGAAGAGUUUCUAUUGCUACCGGUUGGACAAUUAGUUGAUAUUAUUUCAAGUGAUGAGCUUAACGUUCGCACCGAAGAACAGGUUUUCAACGCUGUCAUGUCAUGGGUUAAGUACAACGUGACCGAGAGGAGGCAACACUUGCAUCAAGUUCUGCAACACGUCAGGUUGCCUUUAUUGAGCCCAAAAUUUUUGGUGGGGACUGUGGGUUCGGAUCUGUUAGUGCGUUCAGAUGAGUCAUGUCGAGAUCUUGUCGAUGAAGCAAAAAACUAUUUGCUGCUGCCCCAGGAGAGACCUUUAAUGCAGGGACCUAGAACUAGGCCUAGAAAACCUACUAGAAGGGGAGAAGUUUUGUUUGCUGUCGGAGGAUGGUGCAGUGGGGAUGCUAUUGCUUCUGUGGAAAAAUUUGAUCCACAAACUAUGGAAUGGAAAAUGGUUGCCCCCAUGAGCAAGAGGAGGUGCGGGGUUGGAGUUGCAGUUUUGAAUGAUUUAUUGUACGCCGUCGGGGGACAUGAUGGACAAAGUUACCUCAACAGCAUUGAAAGGUAUGACCCUCAAACCGACCAAUGGUCGUGCGACGUGGCCCCGACCACCUCCUGCCGAACUAGUGUGGGGGUGGCAGUACUCGACAACCUCCUCUACGCCGUUGGCGGUCAAGACGGCGUUCAGUGUCUGAAUCACGUCGAGAGAUACGAUCCCAAAGAAAACAAAUGGACCAAAGUAGCCCCGAUGACCACGAGGCGUUUAGGAGUUGCUGUGGCGGUGUUGGGUGGAUAUUUGUAUGCGAUAGGGGGCUCCGAUGGGCAAUCUCCUCUGAACACGGUGGAGAGAUAUGACCCGAGACACAAUAAGUGGGCUCUGGUUAGUCCCAUGUCGACUCGUAGGAAACAUUUAGGCUGUGCUGUCUUUAAUAAUUUAAUUUAUGCGGUUGGUGGUAGGGAUGAUUGCAUGGAACUCUCGAGCGCUGAGAGGUAUAAUCCCCAUACGAACACGUGGAGUCCCAUUGUGGCGAUGACUUCGAGGAGGAGUGGGGUUGGAUUAGCUGUAGUGAAUGGACAACUUUACGCUGUCGGAGGCUUCGACGGAACGGCCUACUUAAAAACGAUCGAAUUUUACGACACGGAACAAAACCAAUGGAGGCUGUGUGGUUCGAUGAAUUAUCGACGACUAGGGGGCGGCGUGGGCGUAAUGCGGGCCCCUCAGACGGAGAACCGAAUAUGGUAGUUGAUGCUGAAGAAAGAUGCAGCUUACUAUGUGUGGAUGCCUUUUACUCACAAUUUUGUAUAAACAGUUUUACAAAACCAGAAACUGCUUCUGUUUAGUCAAAUAUGCAUACAAAAUUGUAAGAUGAAGAUUUGUGAUUUGUAUUUUAUGUAUUACUGUUGGGAUCUCAGUCUUCUGGGAAAGUUGGAGUCCUGCUCUAGGAUGCAGUCUUUUUUUGAGUUAUUUUUAUUUCGAGCAAAUGUGAAGCAAUUUUAAAUUAAAUGCCAAAUAAAGAGCUAAGUCAAAAAAUUAAGUCGUGGCAGGUAAAAUAAAAUGUUUUGAUUUCCAGGGUUUUGAUUUGAGCUGGAAAGCUUCGUCGUUUUUGAAGUGUGCAAACUGAAUAUUUAUACAAAUAAUGCAAUAUUUUAAAUGAUCACUCUGUAUGAUCUGUGUUAGGGUUUCCAUAAAAGAGUUUUAAAUGUCUCUGUGUUUAUAUUUUCACUAUAGCGAUGAUAACUUACUUACGUGACAAUGAAAUUUUUGAAAUCAACAUCAAGUUUUUUUUAUUUUGUAAUUAGUGUUAAGAUUGCAGGUUUGACUCCACCAACUUUUUAUAAUAUAUUUUGUGGACUUCCCAGUCAUGUUACUCCGUUGUAAAUACACAACCACAUAAUUUUAAUUUUAUUAGUUAAUUUAUUUAUUUUAUAUUUUCCUUCAGUAGACAAUACUCAGUUAUUAUUAUAAUUCUGCACAAAAUACAUAUAUCAUGAAUUCUACUAGUUAGAGAGCUUCUCAUAAGUAGGAAGUCUUAAAGAAUAAUACAGAGACUUAUAAAUUUCAUGUUGAAUGUUAAAUCCUAAGUACCUAAUUGUUGAUCUUCAAACUUUUAUUCCUAUUUUACAACUGUCACAUUAUUUUUAAUAAUAAUCGUAAAUCAUUGUCAUAAGGAAUUAUACAUAACUGUAAUGAUUUUGUUGACAGCUUUUCUU
This is a messenger RNA of Zophobas morio, 2989 nucleotides long. RefSeq names its product kelch-like protein diablo (gene dbo). NCBI's taxonomy places the organism in Eukaryota, Metazoa, Arthropoda, Insecta, Coleoptera, Tenebrionidae. The record is from RefSeq and is a predicted model, not a curated record. Gene Ontology annotation, molecular function: protein binding. The transcript is spliced from 4 exons. The coding region runs from base 273 to 2021 and encodes 582 amino acids.